Messenger RNA from Lachancea nothofagi CBS 11611, 3357 nucleotides. Lineage: Eukaryota; Fungi; Ascomycota; Saccharomycetes; Saccharomycetales; Saccharomycetaceae. The record is from the annotation of a GenBank genome assembly.
AUGGACGAUCAGGAGUAUUUAGAAAAACUGAAACCCUUCCAAGAGGGUAUCCCAGCGUGGAACCUAGAGGCCAACAAGAAGCAGUACUUAUUGAAAGAUCAAAAGAAACAUGAUUUCGACUUGGAAGGAACGAUAAAGAGGUUUCAGCAUCUAUUGAAUCUAAGUGGACUUUUCAGGCACUUCAUCGAACGAAAAGCUGCCAGAGACGCCAAAUUUCAGAAAGUUCUGCACAUUUUGGACAAUCCUGAUCAUACAAAAUCUAAAAGUAGUGCACACAAGGACAAAAGAAGGCGGAAGACAGAGACCGAAGAAGAUGCUGAGCUAUUACGAGAUGAGGAAGACGAGGUUGAUGGUGAGAUUGACUAUCAAUUUCGCGAAUCACCGCCCUUCGUCAAUGGGUCUCUGAGGCCAUACCAGAUUCUUGGAGUUAACUGGCUUGUAUCAUUGCAUAAAAAUGGCCUAGCCGGAAUUCUUGCUGACGAGAUGGGGUUGGGAAAGACUCUCCAAACCAUUGCGUUUUUGGGCUAUUUGCGGUACGUCGAGAAAACGAACGGCCCGUUUGUUGUUAUCGCUCCCAAAUCUACACUUAAUAACUGGCUCAGGGAAAUUAAUAGGUGGACACCUGAAGUGCGUGCAUUCAUUUUGCAAGGUGACAAAGAAGAAAGAGCUAAGUUGGUAUCUGGCAAACUUCUAGCCUGUGACUUUGAUAUAGUAGUGGCCUCGUACGAGAUCAUUAUCAGAGAGAAAUCUGCAUUUAAAAAGAUCGACUGGCAGUAUAUUAUCAUUGAUGAAGCUCACAGAAUCAAAAACGAAGAAUCGUUGCUUUCUCAAGUUCUCAGAGAGUUUAGCUCUCGCAACAGAUUACUUAUUACUGGUACACCGCUACAAAAUAAUCUUCACGAGCUUUGGGCCUUAUUAAACUUUUUGCUUCCUGACGUUUUUUCAGAUUCACAAGCUUUCGAUGACUGGUUCUCUUCAGAGUCUACUGAGGAAGACAAGGAUACAAUCGUCAAGCAGUUGCACACAGUUUUACAACCAUUUCUGUUGCGUAGACUAAAAAACGAAGUCGAGACCUCUCUUCUCCCCAAACAGGAGCUCAAUUUAUACAUUGGGAUGUCGACAAUGCAAAAAAAGUGGUAUAAACAGAUCUUAGAAAAGGAUUUGGAUGCUGUAAAUGGUGCAAACGGUACGAAAGAAUCAAAGACCAGGCUUUUAAAUAUUAUGAUGCAAUUGAGAAAAUGCUGCAAUCAUCCAUACCUUUUCGACGGUGCUGAACCUGGGCCACCUUACACUACCGACGAGCAUCUAGUUUACAAUUCCGCCAAGCUCAAAGUUUUGGACAAAUUACUGAAAAAGUACAAAGAAGAAGGGUCCCGAGUUUUGAUCUUCAGUCAAAUGUCCAGAGUUUUAGACAUUUUGGAGGACUACUGCUACUUUAGAGAAUAUGAAUAUUGCAGAAUUGAUGGAUCAACCGCGCAUGAAGAUAGAAUCGAAGCGAUUGACGAAUACAACGCACCAGAUUCCAAAAAAUUUGUGUUUCUGUUGACUACCCGUGCCGGUGGCCUGGGUAUCAACUUGACAACUGCAGAUAUUGUUGUGCUUUAUGAUUCAGAUUGGAACCCACAAGCGGACUUGCAAGCCAUGGACAGAGCUCAUCGUAUUGGUCAGAAGAAACAAGUCAAAGUGUUCAGACUAGUGACCGACAAUUCUGUGGAAGAAAAGAUCCUCGAAAGAGCUACUCAAAAAUUGAGACUAGACCAACUGGUCAUACAACAGAGUAGAGGCGCUGCCAACAACAAAGACUUGAAGAAAGGCGACAGCAAAGACGCUUUGCUGACGAUGAUUCAACAUGGUGCUGCUGAUGUUUUCAACUCUAACAGUGAGGUUUCUAGUAGCAAAGGCACUCCGCAACCAAAUUCCUCUGGUGACGUUGAUGGAGACUUCGACCUUGACGGCCUACUAGCGAAAUCUGAGGACAAGACACAGUCUCUUAAUUCAAAAUAUGAAGCUCUUGGUUUGGAUGAUCUACAAAAAUUUAAUCAAGACUCUGCCUACGAGUGGAAUGGACAAGAUUUCAAAAAGAAAGUCAAUAAAGAUAUCAUAAGUCCAACUUUAAUAAACCCCACGAAACGUGAACGUAAGGAAAAUUACAACAUCGAUGGGUACUACAAGGACAAAUUGAACCCUGGCAGGUCGACGACCCCAGCCCAGCCUAGGAUGCCAAGGCCCCAACCAUUUAAUAGUCAUCAGUUGUUGUCACCUCAAUUGAAGGUUUUGUAUGAAAAGGAGAGAAUGUGGAAUACUAAGAAGAAUAAUUAUAUCCCAACAAUGGAUGAUGUUAAGGCAACAUAUGGUGAAAUCGCUGAUGAGGAGGAGAAACAAAAAAAAUUAAACAUGCUCUUGCUUGCAGUGAGUAACGCCCAACCGCUGAGCGAGGAGGAAUUGAAGCAGAAGGCCGACUUAGAGUCCGAGGGCUUCACGAAUUGGAACAAGAACGAUUUCCGUAAGUUCAUCGCUUCUUGUGGUAAAUAUGGGAGGAACUCGAUUAAAGCGAUCGCGUUGGAUUUUGCACCACACAAGACCGAGCAGGAAAUCAGGGAAUAUGCCAAAGCAUUCUGGGCAAAUAUACAACGAGUUGAAGAUUACGAAAGGUACGUGAAGAAUAUUGAAGCGGAAGAAGAAAGGAUAAGACGAACCAAGCUGCAACAAGAAUCUUUACGCCGUAAAAUCGCACAGUGCAGCAAUCCGUUAUUUGAUCUUACAUUAAGAUAUCCACCUUCAAAUAGUAACAAGCGAGUGUUUUCCGAGGAAGAAGACAGGUUCUUACUAUUGAUGCUAUUCAAAUACGGUAUUGAUCGCGAGAACGUGUACGAACUGAUCAGGGAUGAGAUCCGCAACUGUCCGCUUUUUGAAAUGGACUUUUUCUUUCAAAGCCGGACUCCAAUCGAGCUCAACAGACGUACGAUAACUUUGUUGCAGUGUUUGGAGAAGGAGUUCAACUCGGGAGUGGUGUUGGAUGAAGAAAUGAAGCAGCGCUUGGCUAAGGAGGAUGAGUACGCUAGGGUUGCAGCUGAGGAGGAGAAGAAGAAGGAGGAGGAGGAGAAGGAAGAGGAGAAGGAGGAGAAGGAGGAGGAGGAAGAAGACGCACCGAAGCUGGAGGUUACGGAAACUGCAGAAAGCGAAAUUAACGGUCACGAAAUUAAUGUCACUAAUGGUGCGAACGGCACGAACGGCACGAACGGCGCGAACAGUGCGAAAGGCGCAAACGGCUCGAACGACAUCGACGGUGUAAGCGUCAAGCGGGACGCCGAGACCCCUGAAUCGGAGCCUGUUGCGAAAAAGGCCAAAGCUGAGUAA